This is a messenger RNA of Strongylus vulgaris, 225 nucleotides long. The record is from the annotation of a GenBank genome assembly. Lineage: Eukaryota; Metazoa; Nematoda; Chromadorea; Rhabditida; Strongylidae.
CUGGAAUGGAUCUCUCGCGAAGUAAAACGUCCUCGAGGGAGGCCACCGACCAGAUGGGCUGACGUGUUUGUGGUACGGAUGAACCAGCUGAAUUCUCAGCUGGUAACGAGUAAUGAAUCUGGACCUCGCAAACGUCGCCGCCGCAAUUCAAUACCAGCAUCGUGGAUGACGCUAGCGAGAGACAGAAACGGAUGGAAACAAUGCUUUGGCCUGCACGACGAGUGA